Molecule: messenger RNA, 4036 nt
Organism: Apodemus sylvaticus (European woodmouse)
Lineage: Eukaryota; Metazoa; Chordata; Mammalia; Rodentia; Muridae
Gene: Chl1
Product: cell adhesion molecule L1 like
Exons: 25
Coding region: 69-3581 (1170 amino acids)
Biological process (GO): cell-cell adhesion; axon guidance
Cellular component (GO): plasma membrane; axon
Molecular function (GO): protein binding
Source: RefSeq, a predicted model, not a curated record
UUCUCAGUGAAUAGAAAAUAUUAGAGACCUUUUUCAAUCUUCGCAAGUUGCCUCCUUUCCAAGGAACGAUGGGCUUGCCAUUCCGUGGAAGAGGCCUGAUCCUGAGCCUACUUUUCCUCCUGUUCAAAUUGUCAACAGCUGAAAUACCUCUCUCAGUUCAACAGGUUCCCACAAUCAUAAAGCAGUCACAUGUGCAAGUGGCCUUUCCUUUCGAUGAGUAUUUUCAAAUUGAAUGUGAAGCGAAAGGAAACCCUGAACCAAAAUUUUCAUGGACUAAGGAUGAUAAACCUUUCGAUCUUUCUGACCCUCGGAUAAUUGCAUCUAACAAUUCAGGCACAUUCAAGAUCCCAAAUGAGGGCCACAUCUCUCACUUUCAAGGAAAAUACCGCUGUUUUGCAUCUAAUAGACUAGGAACUGCAGUAUCAGAAGAAAUAGAGUUCAUAGUUCCAGGUGUUCCAAAAUUCCCCAAAGAAAAAAUUGAUCCCAUUGAUGUAGAAGAAGGGGAUUCCAUUGUCUUACCCUGCAACCCUCCCAAAGGCCUCCCACCUUUGCACAUCUAUUGGAUGAAUAUUGAAUUAGAACACAUUCAACAAGAUAAAAGAGUGUACAUGAGCCAAAAAGGAGAUCUGUACUUUGCAAAUGUGGAAGAAAAAGACAGUCGGAAUGAUUACUGUUGCUUCGCUGCAUUUCCAAAAUUAAGAACGAUUGUACAAAAAAUGCCAAUGAAACUAACUGUGAACAGUUUAAAGCAUGCUAAUGAUUCAAGGUCAUCCACAGAAAUUAGUUCCCAGGCAAAUUCCAUCAAACAAAGGAAACCCAAACUUCUGUUGCCUCCUGCUCAAACUGGAAGUUCAUCCACAAAGACUGUACUCAAAGGGGAUACUCUGUUGCUCGAAUGCUUUGCGGAGGGCCUACCAACUCCACAAGUCGAGUGGAGCAAACUGGGUAGUGAAUUACCAGAGGGAAGAGCAACAAUUGAACCUAAUGAAAAGACAUUGACGAUAGAAAACAUCUCCUACCAGGACAGAGGAAAUUAUCGCUGCACAGCCAGCAACUUGUUGGGGAAAGCCAGUCAUGAUUUUCAUGUCAUAGUAGAAGAGCCUCCACGCUGGAAAAAGAAACCUCAGAGUGCUGUGUAUAGCACCGGGAGCAACGGCAUCCUGUUGUGUGAGGCAGAAGGAGAUCCUCAACCCACAAUCAAAUGGAGAGUCAAUGGCUUGCCAAUUGAAAAUCAUCCAUUUCCAGGUGACGUUAUGUUCCCCAGGGAAAUCAGUUUUACAAACUUACAGCCCAAUCAUACUGCUGUAUAUCAGUGCGAAGCCUCAAAUAUUCACGGAACCAUUCUGGCCAAUGCCAAUAUUGAUGUUGUAGAUGUUGUUCCACUGAUUGAAACUAAUAAUGAAGAAAAUUAUGCAACAGUGGUUGGGUACAGUGCUUUCUUACACUGCGAGUACUUUGCUUCACCCAAGGCCACAGUGGUCUGGGAAGUAGCUGAUGAAACACAUCCUCUUGAAGGUGGUCGGUACCAUACCCAUGAAAAUGGCACUCUGGAGAUCUACAGAACUACUGAGGAGGAUGCAGGCUCAUACUCUUGCUGGGUAGACAAUACAAUGGGGAAAGCCGUCAUCACAGCCAACCUGGACAUUAGAAAUGCUACAAAGGUCAGAGUUUCUCCUAAGAAUCCUCGAAUCCCUAAAUCACAUGUGCUUGAACUAUACUGUGAAAGCCAGUGUGACUCACAUUUGAAGCACAGUUUGAAGUUGUCCUGGAGUAAAGAUGGAAAAGCUUUUGAGAUGAAUGGCACAGAAGAUGGCAGAAUAGUGAUUGAUGGAGCUAAUCUGACCAUAUCUAACAUCACAGUAGAAGAUCAGGGUAUUUACUCCUGUUCUGCUCAAACGUCUCUUGAUAGUACUUCGGAAGAAACUCAAGUAACCGUCCUUGGUGUUCCAGAUCCUCCAAGAAACCUUCACUUGUCAGAAAGACAAAACAGGAGUGUCCGGCUAUCCUGGGAAGCGGGAGAUGACCACAACAGCAAAAUCAUAGAGUACAUUGUAGAAUUUGAAGGGAACAGAGAGGAACCCGGAAAGUGGGAGGAGCUAACUAAAGUCCUGGGAGAAGAAACAGACGUUGUGUUAUCUUUGGCUCCCUAUGUGCGAUACCAGUUUAGGGUCACAGCUGUAAACGAAGUUGGACGAAGCCACCCCAGCUUGCCUUCAGACCAUCAUGAAACUCCGCCAGCAGCUCCAGACAAGAAUCCACAGAACAUCAGAGUUCAAGCGUCUCAACCCAAGGAAAUGAUUAUAAAAUGGGAGCCUUUAAAAUCCAUGGAACAGAACGGGCCAGGACUGGAGUACAAAGUGAGCUGGAAGCCCCAGGGAGCCCCUGAAGAGUGGGAAGAAGAAACAGUUACAAACCACACACUACGUGUGAUGACACCAACUGUCUAUGCUCCUUAUGAUGUCCAGGUCCAAGCCAUUAAUCAACUAGGCUCUGGACCUGACCCUCAGCCAGUGACACUCUAUUCAGGGGAAGACUAUCCUAGUACAGCUCCUGUGAUCCAUCGUGUGGAUGUUAUGAACAGUACAUUAGUUAAAGUUACCUGGUCAUCAGUUCCUAAGGAAACAGUCCAUGGACUUCUAAGAGGGUACCAGAUAAAUUGGUGGAAAACAAAAAGUCUAUUGGAUGGAAGGACACAUCCCAAAGAAGUGAAUAUUCUAAGGUUCUCAGGACAGCGAAACUCUGGAAUGGUUCCGUCUCUAGAUGCCUUUAGUGAAUUUCAUUUAACAGUCUUAGCCUAUAAUUCCAAAGGAGCUGGUCCAGAGAGUGAGCCUUAUAUAUUUCAGACACCAGAAGGAGUACCUGAACAACCGAGUUUUCUCAAGGUCAUCAAAGUUGAUAAAGACACUGCCACCUUAUCCUGGGGCCUUCCUAAGAAACUAAAUGGAAAUUUAACUGGCUAUCUCUUACAAUACCAAAUAAUGAACGACACCUACGAACUUGGAGAAUUAAAUGAAAUCAACAUUACCGCUCCAUCUAAAUCCAGCUGGCACCUCUCCAACCUCAACACAACAACGAAAUACAAAUUCUACUUGAGGGCAUGCACCUCAAGAGGCUGUGGGAAGCCAAUAAGUGAGGAAGGUUCCACCUUAGGAGAGGGGAAGUACGCUGGUUUAUAUGAUGACAUCUCCACUCAAGGCUGGUUUAUUGGACUGAUGUGUGCAAUUGCUCUUCUUACACUGAUAUUGUUAACUAUUUGCUUUGUGAAGAGGAACAGAGGUGGAAAGUAUUCAGUAAAAGAAAAGGAAGAUUUACAUCCAGAUCCAGAAGUUCAGUCAGCAAAAGAUGAAACAUUUGGUGAAUACAGUGACAGUGAUGAAAAGCCUCUCAAGGGAAGCCUUCGGUCCCUGAAUAGAAACAUGCAGCCCACAGAGAGUGCUGACAGUUUAGUAGAAUAUGGAGAGGGAGACCAAUCCAUAUUCAACGAAGAUGGAUCAUUUAUUGGCGCCUACACCGGAGCUAAGGAGAAAGGAUCUGUUGAAAGCAAUGGAAGUUCAACCGCCACCUUCCCACUCCGGGCAUAAACACAGCACACUCAUGCACCACGGCUGGCUAACCCGGACCUCCCCAGUCUCAUAAGGCCCUUUACACAGGAGUGGAAACGCGUGUCCAGAGGUUGAUAUUCUGCAAUUUUGCUGAGAAAAAUAGCACUGCCUUCAAAAAGAAAAAGGAAAAGAUCAGAUAUCAAGUACUUCAGGCUUGUGUUUCAUUUUGGGUUUUGAUUUCAGGUGCUCAAAAUGCAGAACACGAAACAAAUCAUGUACUUAGAUCCACUCUGACUGAAUCCAAAGUUCCCAUUUUCAGAUACUCCACACCUGCCUGGUUCUCCUGUUCAGUGUGUGUGCAUUGAUGUUGAUAACUGUGUGGGUUUCUCUCUGGAUGCACAAUUAUACUUAGUUUUGAAGAACUAUUUUAGUGACUUCAGUUCACUACAGGUUAAAAGAUUGUAAGCAAGCAAGCUGGUUAUUUAAAAUGUAAA